Metarhizium acridum CQMa 102 is the source of this 996-nucleotide messenger RNA. The record is from RefSeq and is a predicted model, not a curated record. NCBI's taxonomy places the organism in Eukaryota, Fungi, Ascomycota, Sordariomycetes, Hypocreales, Clavicipitaceae.
AUGGCUGUCGCGUCUAUUCAGGAUCGAACCUCCGAGUUCAAGUCGGUUCUGGCACAAGCCCAGAAACGCCAGAAUGCGAACAAGGUCGGAUCGCAGCGGCGGUCACUUCUGACUGAUGCUCAGAAAGCCGCCGCAGAUGGAUCCGCGCAACCGAAGAGAUCAGAUUUUGCGAGGAAGGCUGCCGAAAUUGGCCGAGGCAUCUCUGCGACCAUGGGGAAGCUCGAGAAGCUGGCACAACGUGGGUUCAGCUGGAACAUUGUCCACUGGGCUGUGACAAUGCUAACAUUUUACGUAGUGGCCAAGCGACGGACCAUGUUCGACGACCGACCCGUUGAAAUCAACGAACUUACUUUUGUCAUCAAGCAAGAUCUUUCUGCCCUUAAUCAGCAGAUCGGGAGCUUGCAAAGCCUUUCAAAGCAGCAACAUCCCAAAGCCGACCAAGAAGGCGAGCACAACAAGAACGUCGUGUACUUGUUGCAAGGCAAGCUCACCGACGUCUCGGCCAAUUUCAAGGACGUGUUGGAGGAGCGGACCAAGAACAUUCAAGCGUCAAGGUCGCGAACCGAAAACUUCAUCUCAUCCGUCGCGCAGCAUGCACAGCCAUCCAUCCAGAAGUCCGCCUCGCCCCUAUACGGCACGCCCAAUCGAUCCUCACCAGCCCCCGCAUCCGACACGCUCUCGCUCAACCCUGUCGGCGACCAGCAACUGUUGAUGAUGGAAGAAGCCCAGCCUACAAAUGUCUACAUUCAACAGAGGGGAGAGGCCAUCGAGGCCAUUGAGUCAACGAUUAACGAACUGGGCAGUAUCUUUGGACAGUUGGCAACCAUGGUCUCAGAACAGAGCGAGAUGAUUGAGCGAAUCGACGCCAACACAGACGACGUCGUGGACAAUGUCGAGGGCGCUCAGAGGGAGCUUUUGAAAUAUUGGUCUCGAGUAUCGAGCAACCGGUGGUUAAUAGCCAAGAUGUUUGGCGUGUUGAUGAUUUUCUUCCUGUAA